This is a messenger RNA of Drosophila yakuba, 1435 nucleotides long. RefSeq names its product something about silencing protein 10 (gene Sas10). Gene Ontology annotation, cellular component: nucleolus; small-subunit processome. Bases 93 to 1385 code for a protein of 430 amino acids. The transcript has a single exon. Gene Ontology annotation, biological process: maturation of SSU-rRNA from tricistronic rRNA transcript (SSU-rRNA, 5.8S rRNA, LSU-rRNA). NCBI's taxonomy places the organism in Eukaryota, Metazoa, Arthropoda, Insecta, Diptera, Drosophilidae. The record is from RefSeq and is a predicted model, not a curated record.
AAUCGUUAUCGAACCGUUUGUUUACGCACGUGUUGUGUUUAACUUUUUUGUAGUUUUAAUUUGUAUUUCAACGCACAGAGAGCGGACAGAAAAUGGACAGCGAGGGCGACGACUACGAGCUGACCGGCUCCGAGCAGGAGUACGAUGACGAGGAGCGCGAGAUACUCGAGGAUCUGCGCAAACAGCGCAAAAAGCAACAGGAUCCCGUCCAAGAAGUGCUCGGUUUCAGUGAAGAUGACGACGAGGACGCGGAGGAGGACAAUGUGGCGGAACUGAUGCGGGACAGCGACAUCGAGGGGGCCGAGGACGAUGACCGCGAUCUGCCCAACACAAUGGACUGGGGCAGCAAACGGAGCACCUACUACAACACGGACUUUGUGGAUCAGGACUACAGCAGCUACAAUGCCCAGGAGGAGGAGCAGGCCCUCGCCGAGGAGGAGGAGGCCAAGAAGAUACAGUUGCGCCUGGCCAAGCGGCUGAGCGAGGCCGAUUUCCAGCUGGACGAUGUCCAAGCUCCAUCCGCAGCCAGCAGUGACGACGAGCAGGUGGCGGGCGAGAUAACCAAAGUGACCACCGACCUGACCGGCCUGACGGCCCGCGAGCGACGUCAACUGCUGCACAAGGACUCGCCGGAGUUCAUCGGCCUCACCCAGGACUUUCAGCAGCAUCUGGACGAGGUGAAGGAUCUAAUUACACCGGUGCUCAAUUACGUGCGCAAUCACGAUGUACCCGUGGUGCCGGCCCUGCAGUACGCCAGCCUCUUUCACACCGUGCUCACCACCUACUGCUCCAAUGUGGCGUUCUAUCUGCUCCUAAAGGCGCGCCGCAGCAGCGUCAAGUUCCAUCCGGUGGUCAAGCGGCUGGUGCAGCUGAAGCAGCUGCUCGAGCAACUGAAGCCACGCUACGAGGAGUACAUUAGGCCGCAGCUGGAGGCGCUGCUGGAGCGGAUACAGGAUGGCGAUGCAUUCACUGUGCUGGAUGUGGCGCAGCGCAAGGCCAAGCUGCAGAUCCUCAACAAGUACAACGGUGGGCAGCAGGCCGAUGUGAGCUCCGAUGAUGAUGACGAUGAUAGUAAGGCGAAGGAUCUGGCUAAGCAGCUGAACGAAGAGGAUGGGGAGGAGGAUGAGGCGGCGGAGGAGGAUGAAGAGGAUGAGGAGAACGCGCGACGCGGCAUCACCUACCAGAUGGCGAAGAACAAGGGCCUCACGCCGCACCGCAAGAAGGAGCUGCGCAAUCCGCGGGUCAAGCAUCGCGGCAAAUACCGCAAGGCGCUCAUCCGGCGCAAGGGAGCCGUGCGCACGGUGCGCAAGGAGCUGCAGCGCUACGGCGGCGAGAUGUCCGGCAUCAAGGCCACCGUCACGAAGAGCGUCAAGUUCCGCACCUAGUUGUUAUCCAAUAAAUACGCCAGAUCAUUCAUUUGCUUUAAUCAACUCAA